AUGUGGGGUGCAGUUGCCUUGUGUUUGCUAGUGCAGUAUUUGAGCAGCGAAGCCAAGGUCGCUGUUCUUCCCAUGUUGAGACACAACGAUGGGAUAGUUGGAGGCGAAGAUAUUGACAUCUCCGAAGCACCUUACCAAGUGUCUCUUCAGGUGAAGGGAAGGCACUAUUGUGGAGGCACCUUAGUCGCCAAGGAUAUUGUAAUAACUGCUGCACAUUGUCUUAAUAGUCUUGACGCUUCCAAUUACCAAAUUCGAGCGGGUUCCUCCUAUUCUGACCGUGAUGGUGAACUGUACCCAGUGGCAAACGUUCUCCCGCAUCCAAAAUUCGACUAUGAAGAAUUAGACAGUGACAUUGGUAUUGUAUGGCUUUCUAAACCUGUGGAAGUGAGUGACAAGGUUGGUUGUUGGUUGAAACCAGUGGAAAUGAAGGGUGUGGGUGAAGAAGUUCCUGACGGUGACAUUGUUCAAGUCACGGGCUGGGGGUCGACUGAGCCUGCAAGAUCGUUGGCUCGCAAUGAUCUGAUGCUUCAAAGAGUUCUGAUCCCGAAGGUUGCUGAUUCGAAGUGCCGUGAUGCUUAUGGAAAAUAUUUCACAGGGAAUAUGCUGUGUGCUGGACUACCCGAGGGCGGGAAAAAUGCUUGUUAUGGUGACAGUGGUGGUCCUCUCAUCCAUAAUGGUAAGUUGGCCGGCGUGGUCUCCUUUGGCAUAGGAUGCGCUAGACCAGAUUACCCCGCUGUGUAUGCGAAGGUAUCUGCCCUUAGAGGAUGGAUCGACGAACAAUUGAAAUAA
This is a messenger RNA of Ostrinia nubilalis (European corn borer), 789 nucleotides long. RefSeq names its product vitellin-degrading protease-like. The transcript is spliced from 5 exons. Lineage: Eukaryota; Metazoa; Arthropoda; Insecta; Lepidoptera; Crambidae. The record is from RefSeq and is a predicted model, not a curated record. Gene Ontology annotation, biological process: proteolysis. Gene Ontology annotation, molecular function: serine-type endopeptidase activity. Bases 1 to 789 code for a protein of 262 amino acids.